Oreochromis niloticus (Nile tilapia) is the source of this 1213-nucleotide messenger RNA. RefSeq names its product duodenase-1. Gene Ontology annotation, biological process: proteolysis. The coding region runs from base 217 to 873 and encodes 218 amino acids. Lineage: Eukaryota; Metazoa; Chordata; Actinopteri; Cichliformes; Cichlidae. The transcript is spliced from 5 exons. The record is from RefSeq and is a predicted model, not a curated record. Gene Ontology annotation, molecular function: serine-type endopeptidase activity.
UCAGUGUGUCCUGGUUCCUCAACACCUGAUGAAGACUAUGUCAGGUGAAGGGAAGUGGACUCGCUGUAGAUGUUUAGAAUAUUUAUUUACUGACAAAGUGAGUAAUUAAGUAACGUAAUGACCCCAACACUGGCUGCAACCAUACCCUAAUGUGAUCGCUGAUGUUAGGCACAUGGAAGUGACAUCAUUAGUGGGGAGAAGGUCCCAAGGAACUCAAUGUUGUAUAUGGUCUCAGUGCAAAACAAAAAUGGUCAUAUAUGUGGAGGAUUUCUGAUCACCGAAGACUUUGUUGUCACCGCUACACACUGUGACAAUGAAUACCCCACGCACGUUGUUCUCGGUAAUCACAAUCUCAACCAAGGCCAAAAAAUAAGAAUCAAUAAAAAAUUCAAGACUAGAUUUUAUCUAAGUGUUUUACUGGGCGACGACAUCAUGCUCCUUAAACUUUCUAGAAAAGCUCAGCUAAGCGACAAAGUAAAAAUAAUUCAACUUCCAAGAGCUAAAAUAAACCUAAAAGAAAAUGAAGUGUGCCAAGUGGCUGGAUGGGGAAUAACGGAAAAUGGUGCUCUAACCAAAAUACUGAGGGUGGUGGAUGUACCUGUCAUUAACAAGAAAGUCUGUAAGAAACAAUAUUCUGUCAUAAAUAUACGUCUUCCCGCCAACGUUAUCUGUGCAGGUGGCUACCCCACACACAAGGGAUUCUGCCAGGGUGAUUCAGGUGGUCCUCUGGUGUGCGCAGGAUUAGCUGUUGGUGUUGUUUCUUUUAAAAACGGCAAGUGUAACUACCCUAAAGCACCCAAUGUUUAUACAGACAUCUCAAAAUACCUCCUAUGGAUCAAUGCAAUUCUGAAAAACCCAAAUAGUUAUUUGUAAAACUACAAUUGUUUUUCUGCUGUAUUGCUUCAUUUUGCUGUCUUUUUCUUUGUGUGACCAAAAAAAAGAAAUAAAAAUUGUAUCUGCUAGUCCACGGUCUGGUUUUAUUAGUAACAAUAUCAGAAGGGGAAUAUUUCAUUAAAAAAAAUAACAAGGGAGUCCAGAAAAUAAUUUGGUGUCACAUGAAGAAUAAGCAACAUAUAGUACUAAUCAUCAUCAAUCGUCAAAGCAUUUUAUUAUUUUUUUGCAAUUUAUUUGGCAGCUAAUGAGAAACAAACUAAAUACUAAUGAAUACUGAAUGUGACAUGACUGCUGAGUGAGCAACAGCUAUAACCGUAAA